CCAGUGUACACAGACUGUAAGAUUUACUGUGUUGCCUGCUGUUGAUUACAUUCCAGACCUUCUGAAACAUCACAUUUGAGGAUUAAGAUUUACCGGAGAACAGUUCUUGCACACUACUUUAAACUUUCCCUGCUGGAAGUGACUGAGGUUCCAAAGAAACAGUCUUUUGAACAACUGUCAUUUCUUCAUUAGGACACCUGGAUACCCAAAGGUCAAGGAUGUGGCUGUUUAUAGCAGCAGUGUGCUUAAUCCAACAUGCUACAAAUACAGAAGAACUCAGAACCAAGAGACAUCUGAAUCCUCAAGAAUUCAUGACCGUGGGUAAAAUCAUCCAAUAUUGGGGAUACUGCAAUGAACAAUAUGAAAUCUUGACAGAUGAUGGAUAUUACCUGCAAAUAAACAGAAUUCCUUAUGGAAUACACACUCCUGGGAUGAAAGGACCUAAGCCAGUCAUCUUACUUGUACAUGGUUUGAUGAUGGAAGGCAGAAUGUGGCUGGCAAAUUCUCCCAGCAAUAGUUUGGGAUUUGUCCUGGCAGAUGCUGGUUAUGAUGUAUGGAUACUAAAUAUUAGAGGUUCAACUUGGUCUAGAAAACACCAGAAUCUUUCAAUUGACCAGGAAGAAUUUUGGGAUUUCAGUUUUCAUGAAAUGGGGAUAUAUGAUAUUCCAGCAGCAAUAAACUUUAUCCUGCAAAAAACUGAGCAAGAACAAUUGUAUUAUAUUGGCUUUUCUCAAGGUGCUGCAAUAGGUCUCAUUGCCUUUUCAACCAUGCCGGAGCUUGGUCAAAGAGUCAAGCUUUUCAUAGCCCUAGGUCCUGCCUAUACACUUACAAAUAGCAGUGGGCUUCUGUAUGGAUUCAUGCUAAUUCCUGAGGGAUUAAGAAAUCUUAUAUGGGGCAACAAGGAAUAUUGUAUUUUUAGUAAUGGACUAAAAACCAAGAUUGCCAAAUUCUGCAGCUCUGCAGUAAUAGACAGGCUUUGUCUCGAGUUCAUUUUCCUUAGUUUUGGAUUUAAUGAGAAAAAUCUAAAUGUGAGUCGAUCAGAUGUGUAUCUUGGAAUCUAUCCUGAUUUUACUUCUGUAAAAACAAUGAAUCAUUGGGGACAGAUUGCUGUUUCAAAUGAAUUUAAAUAUUUUGACUAUGGAUCUAAGAACAAAGCUAUAUACAACAUGGUAAGGAAAAGGAGACCACUCCUCCAUUUUAUAGUAUAGAACAUAUGACCGUGCCAACAGCUGUGUGGAGUGCUGGGAAAGACAUUGCUGUAGAUGAAACGGAUACAGAACUCUUGGUCCAUCGAA
Molecule: messenger RNA, 1295 nt
Organism: Gekko japonicus
Lineage: Eukaryota; Metazoa; Chordata; Lepidosauria; Squamata; Gekkonidae
Product: lipase member M-like
Exons: 11
Coding region: 219-1208 (329 amino acids)
Biological process (GO): lipid metabolic process
Source: RefSeq, a predicted model, not a curated record